CCCUUAUCCCGCGGGAGCGGCGGGGCCGGGAGCGCAUCGCCGCACCCGCGUCCCGCCGGCCCUGCCGCCACGCCCUGCUCGCCGACAUGGACGAGGAGAGGGAGACUCUGCAAAGGAUUGUCAGUACUCUAGUGAACAAAAAUGAUGAAAUUCACAACUUCAUUGACAUGCUGAACCAUACAAUAUCAAAUGUUCAGGUAAACUCUUCUAAUGCCAUCAGCGAGCUGGAUGAGGAGUUUGAUGGUCUGUAUUCUGUACUGCAUGAGAUGAAGGGGAGCAUGGCGAACACUAUUCAGCAAGAAGAGGCUCGUAAAAUUCAAGCUCUGCAGGAUCAGCUGAGCCAGUGCAGCCGUGCCCUGGAGAGCUCAGAAGAGCUGCUGGAACUUGCUGUCCAGUCGCUGGACAUAAAGAACCCUGUGGAACUCUUAGAGGCUGCCAGACAGAUCAAAGAUAGUGUCACAGUGGCUUCAGCAUUCCGCCUCUCUCUGAAACCAAAAGUCAGUGACAGUAUGACUCAUAUGAUGGUGGACUUCGCUUUGGAAAAGCGCAUGCUCCAAGCUGUGAAGUUUUUGCCAGUCCCUAAAGCUCCAGAGAUAGAUGUAGCAGCAUGUCUGGUUGCUGACAACUGCAUCACAGUAUCGUGGAGAAUGCCUGAGGAGGACAGCAGAAUUGAUCAUUUUGUGCUGGAGUAUAGGAAAACCAACUUUGAUGGGCUCCCUCGACUAAAAGGUGAACAGCACUGGGAGCUGGUCGACUACAUUAAAGCUACUCAAUACACAUUAUCAGGUCUGAAAUUUGAUACAAAAUACAUGAACCUUAGAGUACAAGCUUGCAACAAAGCUGUGGCAGGUGAAUACUCCGACCCUGUGACUCUGGAAACCAAAGCAUUUGUGUUCAGUUUGGACAGUACUACUUCUCACCUGAACCUGAAAGUUGAAGACACCUAUGUUGAAUGGGAUCCUACUGGAGGCAAAGGCCAAGAAAAAAUAAAAGGGAAGGAAAAUAAAAACAGUGGCCAGAAUCCUCUGCUGAAGAGCAAUAGAAGAAGCAACACAGCGUCUCCGAAGAGAUCCACUAACAGCCCAAGAGCCUCGGCGAGGGGCGGCCGGGAUCGCUUUGCUGGUGAAUCCUACACAGUGCUGGGAGACACUGCUGUUGAAAGUGGACAGCAUUACUGGGAAGUGAGAGCCCAGAAGGACUGCAAAUCCUACAGCGUGGGAGUAACAUACAGAAACCCGGGGAAGUUUGACCAGCUGGGAAAGACUAAUUCCAGCUGGUGCAUCCAUAUCAACAACUGGCUGCAAACCACAUUCUCAGCAAAGCAUAACAAUAAAGCAAAGACUCUAGAUAUACCUGUCCCAGACAGAAUAGGAGUAUACUGUGACUUCGAUGGAGGUCAGCUGUCAUUUUAUAACGCAAACUCAAAGGCGCUGUUACACACCUUCAGAACAAAGUUCACCCAACCAUUGCUACCAGGCUUCAUGAUCUGGUGUGGUGGGCUCACAGUGAGUACUGGAUUGCAGGUGCCAAGUGCCGUGAAAACUCUUCAGAAGAGUGAAAAUGGAUUGGGUGGUUCAACAAGCAGCCUGAACAAUGUUGCCUAGUAAUGUCUGUUCAACACUUCUGCUGCUGAAUGUUUUUGUUUUUCUGUGUAGCUACUAUUCACAGAAGCUUGUGAACAUUGGAUUUUGCUGGGUUUGCUACCUUCUGCUGUUUAGGGCCUGGGUGCUGAUAGUGCAAAGGUUUGGGACUAAAGUGUUAGGAACCAGUACUGGGAAUCCAGGAAAAUGUCAGAAAGCUGAACUGUUGCCUACUUUAAAAAAAUCAAGAGCUGUAACUAUGUACUUUUCUAAUGCUGUAUUCAAGCAUUUUGUUAUGGACUUGAAUAAUAGUUUUGUUACAAAUACUAUUUUUCUGUGAAGAAUAUAGCAAAUACCAGUUUUUAGCUCUCCUAAUACAAAUUACUUAACUAUGUAUUUUAUUACUACUAGGCUUGCCAUUAGAAGUUGUGAUUUCUGAGAUGCAUUUUGAAAACAGACUGAUUUGCUGGCCUAGCCUAGCCAAAUAUCACAGCAGUGUGGUUUCAGAAGGAUAUUAUAAGAAUGUGUAGGCCUGGUAUGAAGAAACAGUAAGAGCAGGCUGUGAUGAUUCCCCCCCCCCUACAAAAUCUUCCUAUUUUCCAUGGGUAACUCAUUUUUAAAGUGGUGUAUAUUGAGAUUAGCUCCAGCUUGUCACAAUUACAUCAAUUACAUUCUAAUUACAUUAGAAAAUUAAAUAUGUAUAGAUGUUCCAUUACCUUGACUCCUAUCUGCAAGCCUAGUAAAACAGUAGUCAAAUGAUUCGUAGUAAUGGGAGAGCUAAAAAAAGAAAAAUCAUGUUAUAUUCUUCGUGGAAAAUCCCAGUUUGCCAGUGGGAAUUACUUGGUUAUUAUAGACUUUUUUAAUCUGCUUUCUUCCCUCUAAUCAAGCCGAGGAGCAUAUAAGUAGUUUUCAGGUACACUCUUAAAUCAGGUGUUUCCUAACUGAAGAUUUGUUUUCUGGUAUCACCUGAAAACUGUUAUAAAUUCAUGGUCCAUAAUGAUUUGGCUCAUUUACUGCUGGGCCAGUAUAAUUUUUCCUUCCGUGUAUCCUUUAGCCCAUAAAACCAUUAACAUCUAAUGAUGUCAAACCUCAGUAUUACCAAUGGCUCCUUUCUGUCCCUCACAAUUUCUCAAGAGGAGGAGAAAUUCCUUGAGACACCUUCUAAUAAACUGGCUAUGAUGUUCAGUGGAAAGUUAACAAGGAAAUGUAAUUACCUGUUCUCGGAAGUGUUAUUUUUCUUGAGGAAUCAUGAAGUUGACAGGUUGGCUGAGCCCUAAAUGUUUAUUUUGUGUCUGGAACUUGAGCAUCUCUUAAUUAUUUGCGUUGUGAACUUGUAAUCUCUCUUUGCAGAGGAAAGUACAAAAUAGUUCCCAGUUUAACUGUACCUUCUUCUGCCUGUUCUGUUGCUUGGGCUUUGGGACAAAGAUACUCAGAAGUGACGUGGUUCUUGGUCAACAGUGUCUGCAUCUGUUUCACACAUUAUCUGCAGAUGUUAUUGUUAUGCAAAUAAUCUGUGUAUAAUCUUUUCUCUUUCCAUUUUAUUGCAAUGGACACCUGACUAGGAGUUUUUUGGGGAUAAACUGCUACAAACUCAGUUUUCAACCAGUUCUAGUCCAGGGCUGUGGUACACAGACACCAGGACAGACUGGCACCUCCUUGUCACCACCCAUCCACUUGUCUUGAUCUUGGGUGUUCAGCUGCAGUUCCUCUUCAAAUUUCCCUUUGUGGAAAGAAAGGGGAUGUUUACAACCAGCUAAUGUGUAGUGAGAACCAUGAGUAUUUUCCAGCCCUCCACAAAAGCAUUUUAAUUAUGAAGCUGUUUUUUUUGUUUGUUUUUUUUAGCAAGUUGUAGUGUAAUCUGCGAGGUGAAUUUGAUAUGCACCAAUGUAAAAAUGUAAUUUUUCUUUAACAGUUAGUUAGAGGAAAGCUUGGAAGUGUUUCAUACUGUGACUUGUGACUUGCAAGUUUUGGUUUAGCUGAUGUCCUAGGUGAACUUUAACAUGUGACUUUUUACCCUUAAAGGAUGGGUUUGUUAUAUAGUAGUUUGCACAGAUGUCAAAUUUUUGCUGCUAACAUCUAGUCCAAUUGUUUUUAGUAACUGGGGAUAUGAAGAAUUGCCUUAAGCACUUUAGAUAUUUUUCUUUUUAGACUGUUUUUUCUUAACUAGUGUCUCUCCAGCACCCAUCAUCAUAGGAAGAUGAGUGACACCACACUGCUCCCAGUGUUGCUUUUCGUUGCAGUUGGUGCAGGGUUUGUGCCUGCAGCUGGGCAGGGAUACCUGGAGCCUGUGGAGUUACCUUUUCCUUUGUGAAUCCACUUUCAGGGAUUUGGAGAGGGGUGGUUCCUUGGCAGUGGAUUAGACUUUUUGAAGGUCUGUAGUUUUGCCCUGUAGUUCAAUCUACCAGGCACGUGCUUAUUUACUGUUAAUUACUCUGGAGCUGAUACUGCGUGGUGGCUAAAAAGGAGCUUUCUGUUCUAUGACCAAAAGGAGAUGCUGAAUUUUUUUUUUUUUUUAAGUACUGACUGCUGGUAUUCUGAAGUUACUUUGACUCUGAAAGCCUGAAUUUUGAGGAGCUAAAGGUUUUCCUUGAGGUUUUCAUACAUCAGAUGAGCGUAGCUCCCAUUGUCCUGUGGAAAACUAUGAGGUGAACUGCAGCUAGGGAUGUCAGUGUCAGACAGGAUAAUUAAAAAAACAAACAAACAAACCAUCCGGGGAUAUAAAUACUUCUGCAAAUACCAAACAGCCAGGGCAGCAGUUCAUUUCUUAGAAACACAGGAAAAACAGAGGCCAGUGUACAGAUCUUGUUUCCUUACCCCUCCCACGUUUGAGAUGGAGACGGGGGGAACCACCUUGGGAGUAUGUUGGGCUUGUCCGUGUUUUUAUUUUGAGGCCUGCGGGGUGUUGGAUGGACGCUGACCGUGACUUGUGUUGGUGUCGUGCGCCAGCGUCGCUAUUUUUUUGGGUGUCCUGUGGCAGCGGCAGCCCGGCCGUGGGUUUCCUUCGGAGCAGAGCCCGGUGCUCCCGCAGUUCCCGGUGAUUCCGGUGGCCGAGCAUCCCUGGGCCGCACCGCGGGGUCCCUGCCCGGAGCCCCCCGGCAUGGAGUUGUGGGGGGGGGGGGGGGGCCGUCCGCGUGUGACGCGAUGUUUUGUACUAAUACAGAAAUCUGCAACCCUG
Corvus hawaiiensis (hawaiian crow) is the source of this 4755-nucleotide messenger RNA. It is a transcript of the gene FSD1L, whose product is annotated as fibronectin type III and SPRY domain containing 1 like. Gene Ontology annotation, molecular function: protein binding. Lineage: Eukaryota; Metazoa; Chordata; Aves; Passeriformes; Corvidae. The transcript has 14 exons. The record is from RefSeq and is a predicted model, not a curated record. The coding region runs from base 87 to 1604 and encodes 505 amino acids.